Molecule: messenger RNA, 1743 nt
Organism: Pyricularia oryzae 70-15
Lineage: Eukaryota; Fungi; Ascomycota; Sordariomycetes; Magnaporthales; Pyriculariaceae
Product: phosphoglycerate dehydrogenase
Exons: 1
Coding region: 1-1743 (580 amino acids)
Biological process (GO): L-serine biosynthetic process
Molecular function (GO): NAD binding; phosphoglycerate dehydrogenase activity
Source: RefSeq, a predicted model, not a curated record
AUGGCACCCUCGGCAAUAGUGGACUCAGCCCCCGCCUCUCCAACCAUCAACGGGGAUCGGCCCCGAAUUCUGGUCCCGGAAAAGGUCUCACCUGAUGGCCUGGCCAUGCUCACCGGCCUUUACGAUGUCGAUAAAAGACAAGGGCUCUCGGCCGAGGAGCUUGUUGAGAUCAUCCCAAACUACCACGGCCUGAUCGUCCGCUCCGAGACCAAGGUGACAGCUCAGGUGCUUUCUGCAGCCGCAAAGCUGCGCGUGGUUGCCAGGGCCGGCGUGGGCGUUGACAACAUCAACGUCGACGCUGCCACCAAGCAAGGCAUCAUCGUCGUAAACUCGCCUGCGGGAAACAUUGUCGCUGCGGCUGAGCAUACUGUCGCGCUGCUUCUCGCUACGGCUCGCCACGUAGGCAGGGCUGACAGUACCCUCAAACAACGCAAGUGGGAGCGCAGCAAGCUUGUCGGUGUUGAGGUUGGUCGCAAGACUCUCGGUGUUAUCGGGCUGGGAAAGGUGGGCAUCAGGGUGGCGCGCAUGGCUACGGGCCUGGGAAUGAAGGUCAUAGCCCUGGAUCCGUACGCGAGUGAGGACCUUGCCAAGCAGGCGCAGGUCAAGUUGGUCAGUUCACUGGAGGAGUUGUUGCCAGCCGUCGACUUUUUGACCAUCCACACCCCGUUGCUCGCCAGCACACUCAAUCUACUUGGAGAGGCAGAGUUCCAGAAGAUGAAGCCGACAUCGCGAGUGCUCAAUGUGGCCAGGGGAGGAGUUUAUAACGAGGAUGCGCUGAUCCGCGCGCUGGACGAAGGCUGGAUCGCGGGAGCUGGCAUUGACGUCUUUACAUCGGAACCUCCGGAGCCCGAGUCCUCUGCGGCAAGACUGGCGGCGCACCCAAAGGUUGUAGCAACGCCGCAUCUCGGAGCAUCGACUGUCGAAGCCCAAGAGAACGUUUCGCUUGAUGUAUGCGCGCAGGUGCUGGAGAUAUUGCGAGGCGGGCUCCCCACAGCUGCAGUAAACGCACCCCUUAUCCUGCCAGAGGAAUACCGCAAGCUGCAACUGUUUGUACGCCUCGUCGAAAGAAUGGGAGGACUCUACACGCAGCAUUUCGCCGGAUCUAAAGGCCGCACGACGGGUAGUCGACGUUUUGAGCUCAACUACCAAGGCGAGCUGGCGUCCGUCUCAAACACACGCCCUCUCUUUGCGGCUCUGGUCAAAGGCUUGGUGUCUAGUAUCAGUGACUCGGGCGGCCAGGACGUGAAUAUCGUCAACGCCAUGCUCAUUGCCAAGGACAAGGGGAUCGCGGUGAACGAGACGCACACGCGAGAGUCCAGUGACCAGGCAUAUGCCAGUCUUGUUACCCUCCGAGUUAGUGGCGCCGGUGAUGAAGAUCAGCAUGUGAUUGAGGGAUAUGUUAGUGGGCAGAAUGUCUACAUCAGCAGACUGGGCCGCUUCAAUGCCAACUUCACCCCUGAGGGUAUGAUGCUCAUCUUGCACAACUACGACGAGCCUGGAAAGAUUGGCAACGUCGGUAGCGUCCUGGGCAGGCACUCUAUCAACAUCCGCUUCAUGCAGGUGGCAGGUCUUGCUCUACACGACCAGCAGAAAGAGCAAGUCAGUAGUAAUCGGGACCGUGUUGGUGAACAUGAGAACGAAGCGCUCAUGAUACUUGGAGUUGAUGGAGAGAUCACCAAGGAGGUGCUGAAUGAUCUCAGCCAGGCCGAAGGUAUUCUCAAUGUAAGUCUCGUGCGGCUAUAA